AUGGGCCGUAAUGAAUACUCCAAGCAGCUGAGAAGUAUGUCCUACACCGAGGUGGAAGAGACACUUUCAGACAAGAAAAUGCUGAUACUUAACAUGAGAAACAACCCAAAGGGAGAAGACUACAUGAACUCUGCCGAGUGGAUCACAACCAAGAAAGACAUCGCAAGAUGCUUGACCAUCCUUGGAGAGAAGAAGCGGGAGGAGAUCAAGGAAGAGUGCGAGCGAGAGAACAAGCCACUUCCAAAGUGCUUCCAGAAGAAGCUCCCCAGAUCAGUGCGAGUGGCUAUGCCUAAAAAGAUGCUUGCAAAGUACUCGCAGAACAGACACCCAAUUAGAAGAAAGGUCGUUGUGUUCACCCCCUAA
Messenger RNA from Nematocida major, 363 nucleotides. RefSeq lists its product as uncharacterized. Gene Ontology annotation, cellular component: ribosome. The coding region runs from base 1 to 363 and encodes 120 amino acids. Gene Ontology annotation, biological process: translation. The transcript has a single exon. Lineage: Eukaryota; Fungi; Microsporidia. The record is from RefSeq and is a predicted model, not a curated record. Gene Ontology annotation, molecular function: structural constituent of ribosome.